Apodemus sylvaticus (European woodmouse) is the source of this 1917-nucleotide messenger RNA. It is a transcript of the gene Slc6a14, whose product is annotated as solute carrier family 6 member 14. The record is from RefSeq and is a predicted model, not a curated record. Gene Ontology annotation, biological process: sodium ion transmembrane transport. The transcript is spliced from 14 exons. Gene Ontology annotation, cellular component: membrane. The coding region runs from base 1 to 1917 and encodes 638 amino acids. NCBI's taxonomy places the organism in Eukaryota, Metazoa, Chordata, Mammalia, Rodentia, Muridae. Gene Ontology annotation, molecular function: L-proline transmembrane transporter activity.
AUGAACAGAUUGAAGUGCCCGAGCUUCUUCAAGUGCAGACAGAAGGAGAAAGUAACAGCUUCAUCCGAGAACUUCCAUGUUGGUGAAAAUGAUGAAAAUCAGGAACGUGGUAACUGGUCCAAAAAAUCAGAUUAUCUUCUUUCCAUGGUUGGCUAUGCAGUGGGAUUGGGCAAUGUGUGGAGAUUCCCAUAUCUGACAUAUACCAAUGGUGGAGGUGCUUUCUUGAUACCUUAUGCAAUUAUGCUAGCAUUGGCUGGUUUGCCUUUGUUCUUCCUGGAAUGUUCACUGGGACAAUUUGCUAGCUUAGGACCAGUUUCAGUUUGGAGGAUUCUGCCACUGUUUCAAGGUGUGGGAAUCACGAUGGUUCUGAUAUCCAUUUUUGUGACAAUCUAUUAUAAUGUCAUAAUUGCCUACAGUCUUUACUACUUGUUUGCUUCUUUUCAAAGUGUACUGCCAUGGGCUAAUUGUUCUUCUUGGGCAGACGAAAACUGUAGCAGAUCACCAAUAGUAACUGGCUGUAAUGUGAGCACAGGAGAAGGAGAGAUGUUUAUGAAUAUAAGCUGGGUAAAUAGCAAAAACUUCACCUGUUUGAAUGGUAGUGAAGUUUUUCGGCCAGGACAACUUCCCAGUGAACAGUAUUGGGAUAAAGUGACACUUCAGAGGUCAAGUGGAAUGGAUGAAACUGGAGUAAUUGUGUGGUAUUUAGCACUUUGCCUUCUUCUAGCUUGGCUCAUAGUUGGAGCAGCACUGUUUAAAGGAAUCAAAUCCUCUGGCAAGGUGGUAUAUUUUACAGCUCUUUUCCCAUAUGUGGUCCUACUCAUUCUGUUAAUACGAGGUGCGACUUUGGAGGGUGCAUCAAAAGGUAUUUCAUAUUACAUUGGAGCACAGUCAAAUUUUACAAAACUCAGAGAGGCUGAGGUCUGGAAGGAUGCUGCCACUCAGAUAUUUUAUUCCCUUUCUGUGGCUUGGGGUGGCUUAGUGGCUCUAUCAUCUUACAACAAGUUCAACAACAACUGUUACUCUGAUGCCAUUAUAGUUUGCUUGACAAACUGCCUCACUAGUGUGUUUGCUGGAUUUGCUAUAUUUUCUAUUCUGGGACACAUGGCUCAUAUAUCUGGAAAGGAAGUCUCUCAAGUUGUAAAAUCAGGAUUUGACUUGGCAUUCAUUGCCUAUCCUGAAGCUCUAGCUCAACUCCCAGGUGGUCCAUUCUGGUCUAUAUUAUUUUUCUUCAUGCUGUUAACAUUGGGUCUGGAUUCUCAGUUUGCUUCUAUUGAAACAAUAACAACAACAAUUCAAGACUUGUUUCCCAAAGCAAUGAAACGCAUGAGGGUUCCGAUAACUUUGGGGUGCUGCUUGAUUUUGUUUCUCCUUGGCCUUGUCUGUGUGACUCAGGCUGGAAUUUAUUGGGUUCAUCUGAUUGAUCACUUCUGUGCUGGAUGGGGGAUUUUAAUUGCUGCUAUCUUGGAAAUUGCAGGAAUCAUCUGGAUUUAUGGAGGAAAUAGAUUCAUUGAAGAUAUAGAAAUGAUGAUUGGAGCAAAAAGAUGGAUAUUCUGGCUCUGGUGGAGAGCUUGCUGGUUUGUCAUCACUCCUGUUCUGUUGUCUGCAAUUCUAGUCUGGUCACUGGUGAAAUUUCAUAGGCCUGAUUAUGCUGAUAUUCCAUAUCCUGACUGGGGAGUUGCUCUUGGCUGGUGUAUGAUUAUUUUCUGCAUUAUUUGGAUACCAAUUAUGGCUAUUAUAAAGAUUGUUCAGGCAGAAGGAAACAUCCUUCAGCGUAUCAUAAGUUGCUGUAGACCAGCUUCGAACUGGGGUCCAUACCUGCAAAAACAUCGUGGGGAGAGAUAUAAAGACAUGGCUGAACCUACAAAGGAGAAUGAUCAUGAAAUACCUACUAUUAGUGGCAGUAGAAAGCCAGAAUGA